Rosa rugosa (rugosa rose) is the source of this 1768-nucleotide messenger RNA. Its product is annotated as mitochondrial inner membrane protein OXA1-like. NCBI's taxonomy places the organism in Eukaryota, Viridiplantae, Streptophyta, Magnoliopsida, Rosales, Rosaceae. The record is from RefSeq and is a predicted model, not a curated record. Gene Ontology annotation, molecular function: membrane insertase activity. Gene Ontology annotation, cellular component: mitochondrial inner membrane. The transcript has 9 exons. Bases 292 to 1581 code for a protein of 429 amino acids. Gene Ontology annotation, biological process: protein insertion into mitochondrial inner membrane from matrix; mitochondrial respiratory chain complex IV assembly.
CUCACAACGAACUGAGCGUACCUUAAAACCGCCGCGCAUAAAAAUCCAAGACCCGCCAUUGCUCUACUAAAACCCAGCUCAUCACCAUAAUCUCAGACACAAACCUCCGACUGUCUCUUUCUCUCUGUCUGUCUCUCACUUCGGUCCCAAUACUUUUCCCACAACCAUGGAACUCAAACUUUAACCAGAUACAAGAUCCAUUCUUCUUCAGGGUUUUAUUAGGGUUUAAAGAUUCAAUUUUUCACCCACCCAAUUCGAGUUUUGCUGAAUAGAGAGCACUAUACGCCCCCCAUGGCUUACUGGCGGGGCCUCUCGUCCAGAGCGAGCAUCAUUGCUCGGCGAAAGCAGCACCAUCCCUGCAUCUCUCACAUUCUCCACGACGACGACGUCGUUUCGGAGCCCUCUCCUUCCCCAAAUACCAAUCAUUUCCUCACCCAAAAGCGGUUCUUCAGUUUGGAUAAUAAAGUUUCAGGCUUUGGUGGGUUUGCUCAGAAUCGGAGGAUUUCAAAUGCUCUGCUUUCGUCGCCGCCGGCCGGAUUCGGGUUUGCUCGGAAUAUGUCGACGGGGGCGGAUAAGAUUGGGGUGUUCAGUGAUGUGCCGGAGAUUCUGUCGGACACGGCGGUGCAAGCUGUGACUUCGCAGCUGCCGGUGGUGAAUGAGGUGGCGAUUGCGGCGGCUGAUUCCUACUUGCCGGUUAAGGGCUUGCAGUACUUGAUUGAUUAUGUCCAUACUACUGCUGGGUUGAGCUGGUGGGCUGCCAUUGUGGUAACAACUCUUUUGAUUCGAAGCUGCACGGUUCCGCUUCUAGUAAACCAACUUAAAGCAACGGCAAAACUCACUCUUAUGAGGCCACGUCUAGAGGAACUUAAGCAAGAGAUGGAAGAAAAGGGUAUGGAUCUCGGAGCUAAGAUUGAAUAUCAAAAGAAAAUUAAGAUGCUAUUCAAGGAAUAUGGCUGUAGUCCCUUAACUCCACUGAAGGGACUCUUUAUUCAAGCUCCUGUCUUCAUCAGCUUUUUCCUAGCAAUAUCGAACAUGGCAGAGAAGGUGCCAUCGUUUAAAGAUGGUGGUGCCUAUUGGUUUGUUGAUCUGACAACUCCUGAUCCUAUGUACAUUUUUCCAGUUUUGGCAGGAUUGACAUUCUUAAUAACUGUGGAGUGCAAUCUGCAAGAAGGUAUGGAGGGAAAUCCUGUUGCUAAAACCAUGAAGAAUGUUUCAAGAGGCAUGGCUGUUCUUACAGUUCCAUUUACCAUGGGCUUUCCAAAGGCUGUAUUUUGUUACUGGGUUACAUCCAACUUGUUUUCGCUCGGAUAUGGAAUUGUAAUUAAGAAUCCUUUUGUGAAGAAGACACUGGGUCUUCCUCAGCUGCCUACCCCUGCUCCACAACCACAAGGAUCACAACAAUCUGCAUUCUCACUGUUUUCACAAAUGAAACAGCUGGCUGCAGCCCCAGAGCCCGCCUCAUCAACCGUUCAACCAGCAAAGAUUCAAGACCGGAGAACAUCAUCGACAUCAGAUCUCAGUCAAAGGAUUAAAAGUUUAGAGAAAAAAGUAAAGGGAAAAAAGAGAAACAAGAGGAGGUAGAAAAUUUUCUAGUUUCACAAGUUCAACCAUUAGCACGACCAUUGAUGAGGAGGUUUCAUUGCUUUAAAUUUUUGAUAUGAUAUUCUUUACAUUGAUGACACGAUAUUUAACUUACCGAGAGAGAAAGGAUGGGGCAUAGGAUGGUUUUAAUAAAUAUUAUGAAAGGUAUCAGUACCUGAAAUGUUUG